CACAGUACAAUUUGCAUAAGUGUUCAUUAUAUGACUGAUAGGCAGAGUUUUAAAAUAGUCUUUUCAACCAGCACAGAGUAUAAGAUGUGUCAUACCUGUAAUGUCAGUUGGUGACGACGAUUCUACAUUCGACAACGUGCGCACAAUCACCACACUUCUGUGUUCAAGGUAAAGGGGAUUUGUGGCUGAGAUAAAUACUCACAUUUAUCAUCAAAUACUGUGAUUGCAAUGCCGAGACGCGUUGUUGUCGUUGGAGGUCCACGCGGUCCACGUCCUGUUCGUCGCUUAGUCGGUGCAGCCGCCCUAGGAGCGGUUGCCGGGGCAACAGCAUCGGCUGUAUCCAACUCCUCAAGAAACAAGGUUGUUGAACAAGAGCCGCAGACUAAAGUGGUUUACCACGUGCAUGAAACAAAGAAAAAAGAAAAAUCACCACCACCACCACAGCCAUAUCCGGUUUAUUACCCUUACCCACCCGGCUAUUAUCCUCCACCUCAAUAUGCACCACAAUCAGCAGGGCAAUAUCCACCUCCAAUGGGACAAUAUCCACCACCACCACCACCAGGGCAAUAUCCACCACCAUCAGGACAAUAUCUACCACCACCAGGGCAAUAUCAACCACUAACAGGACAAUAUCCACCACAGCCAGUAGCCACAUCGUAUCCACCACCACCAGAUUAUGAAAAUAAACAAUAAAUCCACCAUUUCUUCGUAGUAGAACAACUACCUAAUUAUUCUCUCACCUAUAAGUGGUGAAACAUUUGAUUCUGGGGUUGAACUAAGUAAACCUGUUUUUAGCAUCCCCCUCAACAAAUCACAUCAAUAUUUUGCAUUGUUUACCCAUAUUUUAAAGAAUUUGUUUUCACAUUGGGACACUUCAUUUUAAUUUUCAAAAAGUUGGGUGCUGUAACAGGUAUUUACAAGUACGUUCUAAGCAGGCAAAGUUCAGGACAUAGACAGGUCUAUGUCAAGGAUCUGUGAUCUCUGUCCUUUGAGCACAUCACAGAAUUGACUGAAAGAGAAUAAAAAUACUAAAUGUUUUAAACUAGUGAUAUCAGACCAAA
This is a messenger RNA of Saccoglossus kowalevskii, 1061 nucleotides long. RefSeq lists its product as uncharacterized. NCBI's taxonomy places the organism in Eukaryota, Metazoa, Hemichordata, Enteropneusta, Harrimaniidae. The record is from RefSeq and is a predicted model, not a curated record.